Messenger RNA from Charadrius vociferus (killdeer), 1764 nucleotides. It is a transcript of the gene DEPDC4, whose product is annotated as DEP domain containing 4. The record is from RefSeq and is a predicted model, not a curated record. Lineage: Eukaryota; Metazoa; Chordata; Aves; Charadriiformes; Charadriidae. The coding region runs from base 1 to 1764 and encodes 587 amino acids. Gene Ontology annotation, biological process: intracellular signal transduction. The transcript is spliced from 11 exons.
AUGGAGAGCGAACACAAGAAGAAGGGAUUUCCUGGAAUCAAGAAUGUCAUUCCUAUUCAAGGGGAAGAGACAAGAUUCUGUUGUGAUGAAGAUGAUGUUUGCCAAGCCACAGUAACAAGGACUGAAGAAGCAGAAGAUUGUGAUGGUCCUUUUCAAGCAACACAGCUGUGGAAUAGUAUUAUUCAUGCUCUUCACAGCCAGGUGGAAAUCAAAAGACGUAGACAACAUCUGAAAACAUAUAAAAACUGUUUCACCGGCUCAAAUGCUGUUGAUGUGGUACUGAGCCAUCUUAUGCAAAGCAUGUACCUAAGCUGUAAUGAUAUUUCUCGGCUGAAGGGAGUCCGUGUAUGCCAAGCGUUGAUGGAUCACAAGGUGUUUGAGCCAGUUGGAGCAAAGCUUUACCUAUUCAAGAAUGAGAAAGAAAUGGAGUUUGAAGACACAAACACUAGUCUCUAUAAAUUUGUAAAUAGCAGUCUUACUCCUCUUCUUCCACAAAAGAAUAGAGACAAUGAGAACUUGUCUCCUGAGCAAAUCUGCAAACAGAAGACAAAAAGAUAUUCUAAAAUGAAGUGUGAAACAACACUUUCAAACCCCUUAGCAUUAGAAGCAGCCAAUAAAAAGAGGGUAGAGGACCUUCUUCAAUCAAUAAACGUUCAUGCAUCUUUACCUCCAAAGAUCGUGGUUAAUGAACCAACUCAUCUGCUUUCAAAAAGAGUAAUAGAAGAUGUCUGGAAACAGCAAACUCUGCUACGACUGCUGCAGUUAAUUGAUGUUCCACUUCUAGAAGACAUCUUGGUGUCUUCAGUGAAGACAAAACCAGACUGUUUUGGCAAAGAAGAAGACCUGAUUAUCUCAAAUACUUUCCUGGACAGAGAGGUUACAUGUAGCUUAAACUUGCCUGAGCUUGACAAAUGGCUCUAUGCUGCAAUUGAAUGCUUGGAGUAUUUCCCAGACCAAUUCAUAGUGAUGGUUAGUCAGCAGUUACCUCAAAGCGCUAACGAACCGAGCAGUCUGAAUAUAUACAAGAAGAUUCUUUUUGACAUUAUAAUAAAGUAUUAUAGUCAAAAGAAGGACUCCCUUCUUGCCACUCAGGAUCUCGAUAUUCAUUCAGGGAUUAUAGAACUUAUAGAGAAAGGAAAAACAGAUCAAGCUCUAGAGGCAUCACAACUUUAUUUAAAAUUAUUAGCACCAAAUAUCCGAGAAGAACUACAUAGACUCCUGACAUUUGUAGCCAUUGCAUCUGAAUCUGAGGGCUACAAAUUACAAAAACAGUUUGAUAACAGAUCAGUGAUCAUCAAGACUUGCACAAAGUUCAUCAUACAAAAUAAGACAUUGUCAAAACCACAGGCAGAACUGCUGACUCAGUUUCUGAUGGACAAUCACUCGGAGCUUUUCAAGACUCCUUUAACUCUUCUGGAACUAACUAGUAGGAGACUUGAGAGUUUGCUAGAAGGACAAGAUCCAGAUAUCAAUUCAGGCUUCACCUUCUGCCAGCGUGUGACAACUAAAGAAUAUGAAGAUCAAAAACAACAAACAAAUCAGUAUCUUCUCGCAUUGGUUCAAGAGUUGGACAAUGACCCCACUAUUCCUUUGAAGCAGAAGAAGAAAUUAAUUAAAGAAUUCCGAAAAUACCAUUCUCUUAUCCAUUGUAGUGGUUGUAAAACUACAGAUUAUAACUCCUAUGAGCAUUGUAAAAACGUACAAAGUAUGUCAAAAAUGUUAGGAGCAGGCACGAUUGCAGCUCUCAGCCUCUUCAUUGUAUGA